Molecule: messenger RNA, 2804 nt
Organism: Ictalurus furcatus (blue catfish)
Lineage: Eukaryota; Metazoa; Chordata; Actinopteri; Siluriformes; Ictaluridae
Product: multicilin
Exons: 3
Coding region: 1704-2459 (251 amino acids)
Biological process (GO): negative regulation of DNA replication; negative regulation of cell cycle
Cellular component (GO): nucleus
Source: RefSeq, a predicted model, not a curated record
UUAAGCAGUUUGACCAUCUAAUAUAUUGACAUCACAACAAAUAUGAAAUGUUAAAACGAUCCCUUUCAUGACAUAAUGGCUCUGUUUGUGGAAUUUACAUUCUAUAUGUUUUUAAUUAAAUAAAUUAUGUAAAUGUCUGUAAUAGUCUAAUUCCUGUUAAACUCCAAUGACCGUUUGACCUACAGACAUGAAACCAACUGCAAAACACUCCGAAUAUUAUUCUUUAUAUAGCACAAGACGAAGUGUUUUUGGGAGUAAAUGUUCAGUACUUUUUAUACAGAUUCAAUUACCUCUAUAAAUCUAUUAAAAUCAAAUAGCUAGCCGCUAAUCUGAGAUGAUAUUACAGAGUAAACAAAGUAAUUUCAUUUCAAAGUUAUGUGGCAGCUGAAGUAACUUAAUGUUGAGUGCAAAUGUAAUGAUGCAAGAAUUUAACCUUCAAAUUUUUUAUACAAAAAAAUUUUUUUUAUAUGAUUUAAUACAAGACUUAAUCUUAAGCCAUAUUUCAAAUACUGUUAGCUAGCCUACAUUUUUCAGCAGGCUAAUAUUAGCUAUCAAGCCAAACUACUUUUUUUUUUUUUUUAAGUCACUGCUUAUAUACAGUCAUGUCCACAAAAAUAUCAUUUUUGAAAGUUUCAAAUGCUAAAUGAAGUAAUAUGUGAGCUAAAAUGUACAUUUCUAGACUUUUCCUCAGGCGCAGUGGAAAUUUCCAGAAAAUGAACCUUGAUUCAAAGGGCCUUUUCUCUUUCAGGUCUCCAGCCUAGCAGGCAGUUAGACCCAUUAUCAACUCUCCAAGCUAAACACAGGUUUCUGAGGGAAAACCUGCAGUAUGACCACGUGUCAUUUAAUAUCAACACCACUUAAAGAGCUGUCAGAGUCUGCAUUUAAAACCUGUAGGGAAUAUGAUUGAUUUCUUUUCUUCUUCUUUUUUUUAUUCUAGGGUAUGUUUGUUUCCAGUCUGUUUUUGUUUGUUUGUUUGUUUGUUUUUGGCGCUUUUAAACUGAGCGCGCGAAACCUGACUGGAUUGUUCUGUGGGCGCUGUGAAGCGCGCGCGGAGUUAGUUCAAGCACAGCGUCACUAUACAGCUCGCGCCUGACGACCAGCACCAAGCAACGUCCACCGCCACAGCGCGCGCUGCACCCGCUCAUCUCAACCGCCGGAGCAGAAUAGAGCAGAGCACGUGCAGCCGUGCUGUCAUAGUGCGCCGGAAUGCACGAGCUCACGCACACACCCACACGCACGCAUGCACGCACCCACACACAGCUGCUUUUCAGUAAGGUUAGAACCACGGAGGUUUGCUUUGUUUUUGUUUGUUUGUUUGUUUGUUUGUUUAAAUAAGCGUGGGUUAAUAUAAAAAACAGUUUUCUGAUUUUCUGCAUGACAAAGGAGACUUGUAAUCACUUGUUAACUCUGUGGUACUGAGACAAAAUAUUUCUUAAAUUAUUUAUUUGUUUGUUUUCUAUUUGUUUUUGUUCCUGUUUUUUAUUUGUUUGUUUGUUUAAAGCAAGUGUGGGUUAAUUAAAACUGUUUAAUUUUUUUUUCCCAGAUUUUCUGAAUGGUAAAUGCGCUUUUGAAUUGUUUGCUGAUUUUGAGUUGUUGGAAAAGACUUAAAUGUAGACUAUAUUUAGUUUGUUUGUAUUUAUUUUUAUUUAUCUAUAUUAUUUCCAUUUUGUUAUUUCAGAACCAAUUCAGCUGAGAAGAUCACGAUGGACGCUGUGGAUCCCGUUCAACACUACCUGGGUAACGCCAUCGAGAUGAAUAGACAGCUCCAUGUCUGUGUGCAGAGGAAGCAGGAGGAGAUCUCAGCCCUAAAGGAGAGGAACGCUCAGCUGAAGGAGCUGGUCAAAGAGGCCGAGAUUUACGCUGCUGUACUGGACGCCUUCACACCGCAGCCUGAGAACACCUCAGAGUGUGUCUCACACCCAGCUUCAGAUUUCACACCACACUCGGACUCGUAUUCCGCGAGUACGGACCCGUCUGAAUGGGAUUUCGGUGCAGCUCAAGAGCCAUCUUGGCUCGAGUCUCUUCUCAGUCACACACCGCCAGAGGAGGAAGAGGAGUGGUCACAGAGAAUCCUGUCUGAACACACCAACACAGGAGUGAAGAGACAAUUAUGGCCGAGUGACGUCGAGUCCAGCAGCGCUGAUAGUCCUGCAAAGUGUCCGGACAAAAAAUCCAGACUAGACCAAGAGUUUCUUGACCUAUCAGAACAUCAUUCAUCUGAACACCUGGGUUCUGAGACGGUGCAGGUUUUCGGAUCCUUCCGCGGCUUACGGGUUUUGAAGGCCACACCCUCUGCGACCUCUGACCUCCGGAGAGAGGGUAGGUGUUCGGUUUUUAAGACGUCCAUCAGAGAGCACAGCACGGUCCGGACCAGAGUUUUCCGUCACGGCAAAACGUUCACAUCACACACACCUGACGGAGGCUGCAGGUUCCUCUGGAUUCCACUGGAACAGAACUGAACCACUUCCUCUAUUCUUGUUUGUUUUAGAUAGUUUGUGAGUGUAAAACGUGUAGAUUGAGCAACAUGAAAGCUAAUAGGAUCUGCUGAUGAUUGUGCCUUUCACGUAUGUAUAUGUUCGGUUUUGUGUAUUAAAUUUAUAGCUGCAAGUGCAAAAUACUACGGAAGCCCUUAGGGGCCUGCAUUAUUAUUAUUGUUUUCUUUCUUGUUUAAUCAUGAUCACGACUUAAUUUUCUCGUGAUCUCGAUAUAACAAGUUGUUUUCUCAUGAUCUCGACAUGACAUAAGUUGUUUUCUCGUUCUCUCAACUUAAUUUCCCCGUGAUCUCGACAUAACAUGACAAAAAU